UUUGCAAAGCACGUCUUAGGUUGAUAGCCUUGGAUGUAUUGAAAGCAUUUUUUUUUUCUUAAUUUUUUUUUUUUUUAACUGCCAAAUCGGCAGUCAGUUCUCUAAAGCUCUGGUUAGCGAGACUAUAGGGUUUUAUUCUGGCUGCAGAAUAACUGGCUGGUGUGGCUUUCCAAAGGGGGGCAAAAAGAAAAGAGAGAGAGAGGAGGGAGUACGUGAGUCGUCCAGUGCAAUCUCUAUUGUUUGAAAUUUACUUUUUAUCAGAAUUUGAAGAUGAAAACGGUUAAAGAAUGGCCAUACUGAAGUGACCCAUCACUCUGAGCUUUGCUUAUGAAAAAUUUUAUCAUCAUUAUUCUCUUCGUUUUGGAUCAAGAAAAUGAAUCCAGACAUAGAAGAAAGUACAAGAUGUUGGGAAAAAAUACCUGUUAAACAGUGAAGCAUCUAACAACUCAUUUGCAAGAAGAUUUAAGGAAUUAAAUUUGUUAUGCUUCGAUAUUGGUAUGAUAUUGACUCUCUAGCUCAUAGGUAGCCCUCCAAAAUAUCAUUCAGUUUUCCAAAUUAUGGAAAUUUCGUGGAAAACGUUGACUUGGAUUUUGAGCCUCAUCAUGGCUUCUUCGGAAUUUUAUAGUGACCACAGACUUUCCUACAGUUCUCAAGAGGAAUUCCUGACUUACCUUGAACACUACCAGCUAACUAUUCCAAUAAGAGUUGAUCAAAAUGGAGCUUUUCUCAGCUUUACUGUGAAAGAUGAUAAGCACUCAAGGAGGAGACGAAGUAUGGACCUUAUUGAGCCACAGCAGGCGGUGUCUAAAUUAUUUUUUAAACUUUCAGCCUAUGGCAAGCACUUUCACCUAAACUUGACUCUCAAUACAAAUUUUGUGUCUAAACAUUUUACAGUAGAAUACUGGGGGAAAGAUGGACCCCAGUGGAAACAUGAUUUCUUAGACAACUGUCACUACACAGGAUACUUGCAAGAUCAACGCAGCACAACUAAAGUGGCUUUAAGCAACUGUGUUGGAUUGCAUGGUAUUAUUGCUACAGAAGAUGAAGAAUAUUUUAUUGAGCCUCUAAAGAAUACCACAGAGGAUUCCAAACAUUUUAGUUAUGAAAAUGGCCAUCCUCAUGUUAUUUACAAAAAGUCUACACUCCAGCAACGGCAUAUCUAUGAUCAUUCUCAUUGUGGGGUUUCAGAUCUCACCAGAAAUGGCAAGCCUUGGUGGCUGAAUAAGACGUCUUCUGCUUUUUCCUCUUUACUACCAAUUAAUGACACACAUAUUCACGGCAGACAGAGAAGAUCUGUGAGCACUGAGAGAUUUGUGGAGACCCUGGUAGUGGCCGACAAAAUGAUGGUGGGCUACCAUGGCCGUAAAGACAUUGAACAUUAUAUUUUGAGUGUGAUGAAUAUUGUUGCCAAACUUUACCGUGACUCCAGUCUAGGAAACGUUGUGAAUAUUAUAGUGGCUCGCUUAAUUGUUCUCACAGAAGAUCAGCCAAACUUGGAGAUAAACCAUCAUGCAGACAAGUCCCUCGAUAGCUUCUGUAAGUGGCAGAAAUCCAUUCUCUCCCACCAAAGUGAUGGAAACACCAUUCCAGAAAAUGGGAUUGCCCACCACGAUAAUGCAGUUCUUAUUACUAGAUAUGAUAUCUGCACUUAUAAAAAUAAGCCCUGUGGAACAUUGGGCUUAGCCUCCGUGGCUGGAAUGUGUGAGCCUGAAAGGAGCUGCAGCAUUAAUGAAGACAUUGGCCUGGGUUCAGCUUUUACCAUUGCACAUGAGAUUGGUCACAAUUUUGGUAUGAACCAUGAUGGAAUUGGAAAUUCUUGUGGGACGAAAGGUCAUGAAGCAGCAAAACUUAUGGCAGCUCAUAUUACUGCAAACACCAACCCCUUUUCCUGGUCUGCCUGCAGCCGAGACUACAUCACCAGCUUUCUAGAUUCAGGCCGUGGUACUUGCCUUGAUAAUGAGCCUCCCAAGCGUGACUUUCUUUAUCCAGCUGUGGCCCCAGGUCAGGUGUAUGAUGCUGAUGAGCAAUGUCGUUUCCAGUAUGGAGCAACAUCCCGCCAAUGCAAAUACGGGGAAGUGUGUAGAGAGCUCUGGUGCCUUAGCAAAAGCAACCGCUGUGUCACCAACAGUAUUCCAGCCGCCGAGGGGACAUUGUGUCAGACUGGGAACAUUGAAAAGGGGUGGUGUUAUCAGGGAGACUGUGUUCCUUUUGGCACUUGGCCUCAGAGCAUAGAUGGGGGCUGGGGUUCCUGGUCGCUGUGGGGAGAGUGCAGCAGGACCUGCGGGGGAGGCGUCUCUUCAUCCCUAAGACACUGUGACAGUCCAGCACCUUCAGGAGGUGGAAAAUAUUGCCUUGGAGAAAGGAAACGAUAUCGCUCUUGCAACACAGAGCCAUGCCCUUUGGGUUCCCGAGAUUUUCGAGAAAAACAGUGUGCAGACUUUGACAAUAUGCCUUUCCGGGGAAAGCAUUAUAACUGGAAACCCUAUACUGGAGGUGGGGUAAAACCUUGCGCUUUAAACUGCCUGGCUGAAGGUUACAAUUUCUACACUGAGCGGGCCCCUGCAGUCAUAGAUGGAACCCAGUGCAAUGCUGACUCCCUGGAUAUCUGUAUCAAUGGAGAAUGCAAGCAUGUAGGUUGUGAUAAUAUUUUGGGAUCUGAUGCUAGGGAAGAUAGGUGCCGAGUCUGUGGUGGGGACGGAAGUACCUGUGAUGCCAUUGAAGGCUUCUUCAAUGACUCAUUGCCCAGAGGAGGUUAUAUGGAAGUGGUGCAGAUACCAAGAGGUUCUGUUCAUAUUGAAGUACGAGAAGUUUCCAUGUCAAAAAAUUACAUUGCUUUAAAAUCUGAAGGGGAUGAUUACUAUAUUAACGGUGCCUGGACUAUUGACUGGCCUAGGAAAUUCGAUGUUUCUGGGACAGCUUUCCACUACAAGAGACCAACAGAUGAACCAGAAUCCUUGGAAGCCCUAGGACCCACCUCUGAAAACCUCAUUGUAAUGGUUCUACUCCAAGAACAGAAUUUGGGAAUUAGGUACAAGUUCAACGUUCCCAUCGCUCGUCCUGGCAGCGGAGAUAAUGAAGUUGGCUUUCUGUGGCAUCAUCAGCCCUGGUCAGAAUGCUCAGCUACCUGUGCUGGAGGUGCCCAAAGACAAGAAGUGGUCUGUAAAAGACUGGAUGACAACUCCAUCGUCCAGAACAAUUUCUGUGACCCUGACAGUAAGCCACCUGAAAAUCAAAGAGCCUGCAACACUGAGCCCUGUCCACCUGAAUGGUUCAUUGGAGACUGGCUGGAGUGCAGCAAGACUUGCGAUGGGGGGAUGCGCACGAGGGCUGUGCUCUGCAUCAGGAGGAUCGGACCAUCUGAGGAGGAGACGCUGGACUACAGGGAUUGUUUAACACACCGGCCUGUGGAGAAAGAGUCCUGCAACAACCAGUCAUGUCCACCUCAGUGGGUAGCUUUGGACUGGUCUGAAUGUACUCCGAAAUGUGGUCCAGGAUUCAAGCAUCGGAUUGUUCUGUGCAAGAGCAGUGACCUUUCUAAAACAUUCCCAGCUGCACAGUGUCCAGAGGAGAGCAAGCCUCCUGCUCGCAUCCGCUGUAGUCUGGGCCGCUGCCCUCCUCCCCGCUGGGUGACAGGAGACUGGGGCCAGUGCUCUGCUCAGUGUGGCCUUGGACAGCAAAUGCGAACUGUCCAGUGUCUCUCCUAUACUGGGCAGGCAUCUGUUGACUGUCCGGAAACUGUACGGCCUCCGUCCAUGCAGCAGUGUGAAAGCAAGUGUGAUAGUACUCCUAUCUCCAGUACUGAAGAGUGCAAAGAUGUGAACAAAGUGGCAUAUUGCCCACUGGUGCUGAAGUUCAAGUUCUGCAGUCGAGCAUACUUCAGACAGAUGUGCUGUAAGACCUGCCAAGGACAUUGACCCACGGAAAGCCAGCGAGUCCUGUCACUUCAUCGUGGAAAUGCGUCCAUCAAAGAGAGCCACCCAGAGGAUGAGGAUUGAUGUCCUUACAAAAGCAUUACCCUGUGGAAAAUGUAACCACUGGUCAGCCCCAGCUGACAGGAUUUCAAUAUUAUUUUAACUUCUGUGAAGUGGGAUUUAUUGAUCCAAAGUGCUGGACACGGUAUUAGGAGGGAAUGCCAGAUCUGAGAGAUCCAGACAACGCAGGGAGACUCGCUUACUGUGGAACGUUUGUGUUCUUUCGAGUAAAUCUAAUAGCCUGUUUACCUCCUUGGACCAUUAAGAUAAUUUUUAUUAUGGCCUUAGCAAUGACACUGAAUCCAUUUGUAUUUAAGACUGUUUAAAAUGUAGUUAUUAUGACUUGGUCAACUAUGGAAGUAGAGGAGAUUCAGAAUUCUGAAGUCAUAGCUUAAAAUAUUUUCUAUACUUUAUCUCACCACAGUAGCAGCACAAUUUAAAUUAUAAAAUGGGCUUGGAACUGUAAUUUAAGAAACAGUUAUAAAUCAAAAGUAAUGAAAGUUUGUAUUAUUUUUCUUUAUCACACUUGAUUUCCUUAGGACUAACCCCCUGUUCUGAACACUGCUGUGAGCCAUGUAUAAAGCUCUAUUAAACUGAACAGCGAGGGACUUGGGUUGAAGCCGUGCGGCCAUCCGCUGCAGCUGUGUGAGUCUAUAAAUUCAGUGCUAAGAGACUGUGGCCAACUUGCCAUUGUGCGAGUGAAGCUGAGAUUUCCAUUAAAACUUUAAGAGAAAACCAUUUCCAUUUCAUGCCGAAGCCAGACCUAGGGUAUGGCAGAGACUGAAGUACCAGGCCCGUCGCAGCCAUCCCACAGGAUGCCUUACUUCUUGUUUGAGUCACCUGACUCCUUAGUGUUUACAUCCCCACCAGCCACAGAUCAGCUCUGCCCGGUUGGACUGUUGCACGCAUGCUAAGCUUAUGGAGAUGAUGCCAUGCAAAAGACAGGCUGGCUUAGGAAAGCCAGGCGGGCCCUUUUGCAAUUUGCUGACAAUACGAUGGGUUCCAGAUGUCCCUUCUUUGAUAUGGUAGAAGGGCAUUUAUUUAUAUGAGAGCAAGUGUGUACGUGUGUGUGUGUGUGUGUGUGUGUGUGUGUGUGUGUGAGAGAGAGAGAGAGAGAGAGAGAGAGAGAGAGAGAGAGAGAGAGAGAGAGAGAGAGCAGGUGCUCCCGAAUGUGGGGACAGAUGAGUUUGCUUGCAUAUAAAUGUGCUAUUUCUGUGAGUUUUAAAGUAGGGAAGGAUAACAGCCAAAGAAGGAAAGCUCAUGGAGAUCACAAAGUAGAAGUUUAAUAGUCACCCAACCAAGAAACGGUUAUGGAUAUUCUAAAUGGCAAUUAAAUGUGAAACCUGGUUUCCUGGGCAAGUCAAGUUCUAAGAUCACUUCUGACUGAAUUGAGGAGACUAGCUUAGGUCUUCCCAUCUUUCAGCUUCAGAACUUGCCGUCAAAAGACUCUACAGCUAGAUUUUUUUUAAGGGUACUUGUUUAUUGAUACUUUGUACUUGAACACUUGUAGCUUGUAGCAGGUCUUUGGUGACUGUGCUUUAUGUCUAGCACACCUCCUUAGUCCUUCAUGUAUGUGCACGUGUGUGCACAUAUGUGCCCCAUGCAUACACAAUCAUCUGAAACACAAACUAAAUGGCUACUUUGUAACAAAGAGAAUCUUUUCAUUCAAGAGGAUGUCUCACUUAUACCUACCAUUGUGCUCUGAAAUUACACUUCAGUGGGUCACAUAUGUGGUGACCUUAGAAGAAACACAGUCACCGAAAGCCCCCUCAGCUUCUGGCUUGCUGUGUACAGCUGCCCGGGAUGUUACCCCACACUCCAGAGUACCCAGCCACAUACCGUCCCCUGCUUCUCUCUCAAUACCAUCCCCAAGUUUUCCAGAGGAGGCUUUUAAUAAAACAAAAACUAUUGUCAAGACCUCCAUCUAACUGCCCUGAGAAGACCAGCCCAAGUGUCAUGUAGCCAUUCCAUUAAAGGAAGGCCCAUGGAAGCCUGGCCUAGACUUGAAUUCCCUUGGUCCUUUUCAAGGGACAGUUAACUUGGUGCUAAUGUGCCCUGGUGAAAUAAGGAAGACUCAGUGAUUCCUGGGACAGUUUACACAUAGGCUUGCUGUCCAGAUCUGAUUGUUACCAACAUAAAUAUUCGCUCAUGCUUUUAUUUCAAGAAGACUUCUUAUAGUACCUGUAAGAAGCUGUAUUUACCUCACUGGGAAGCUAACAUCACAAGGGCUGUCCCCCAGGUACUGUGCAGGGCCUGCCUCAGCUGCUGCUGAGGGGAGAGAUCAGCCCAUGUUCCCUCCAGGACGUGCGCUGCCGGCACUGAGGGUGGGCUACAGCCUUCCACAGGGGAGCAAAGCAUGCAUGUAUCAGGAUUCAGUGUUUUCCGUUAGACCCUGAAUUGAAAUAUGAGCAGGUUAAACAAAACAAAAAGCGUCUUCCAUAAUGCAUCCCAACACCGAUGUUGCUGUUGCCACCACCUGUGGCUGCACAAAUCUCUGUUCUACAUGGUAACAGAAGGCACACCAAAAGUUGUGAGCUAUAUUGACUACUUAGGGUACAAGAGUACCCAUGGCUGGGAACAGUGUCCGCCACUGGUAUAAAGGCCCUACCCAAAAAGAACGUUAAACGUACCCAAGUGAUUAAACCCCUAAAGACAGGUAUGGUUUCCCAAUAGUCCAUUUCAUUAGGCAUUUAUGUAUUCGAGUGAAUGUCUCAUAGGUAUCCUUAAUAAUACAGAACAAAAUUACCUUUGUAUUAUUGUGAUUAGUUGUUGCUUAUUUUAUACUCAGUAUUAAUGUGGUACACUGUUACUUUUUUGCUUUUGUAAAUUAUAUUCUAAUUUAUUGCCAUGUUUCCUAACACCUGUCCUUUAUUCAUUCCCUGCUUGUAAUGAAAAUGAAAGUCAUUUAACACUUGAUGGAGUGAAAUUUCAUACCAGGCACAGAUUUUUUUUAACAUAGAUAAUUCAGUAAAUAAUAAAAUUUCAGCUUGUAAAAAUGA
This is a messenger RNA of Peromyscus californicus insignis, 6970 nucleotides long. RefSeq names its product ADAM metallopeptidase with thrombospondin type 1 motif 6 (gene Adamts6). Lineage: Eukaryota; Metazoa; Chordata; Mammalia; Rodentia; Cricetidae. Bases 558 to 3914 code for a protein of 1118 amino acids. The transcript is spliced from 25 exons. Gene Ontology annotation, molecular function: metalloendopeptidase activity. The record is from RefSeq and is a predicted model, not a curated record. Gene Ontology annotation, biological process: proteolysis; extracellular matrix organization. Gene Ontology annotation, cellular component: extracellular matrix.